Messenger RNA from Hippocampus comes (tiger tail seahorse), 5657 nucleotides. It is a transcript of the gene slco5a1, whose product is annotated as solute carrier organic anion transporter family member 5A1. Lineage: Eukaryota; Metazoa; Chordata; Actinopteri; Syngnathiformes; Syngnathidae. The transcript has 16 exons. Bases 1383 to 3926 code for a protein of 847 amino acids. Gene Ontology annotation, molecular function: protein binding. Gene Ontology annotation, biological process: sodium-independent organic anion transport; transmembrane transport. Gene Ontology annotation, cellular component: basolateral plasma membrane. The record is from RefSeq and is a predicted model, not a curated record.
CCUGUCGCAACGUCGAUCUCAAGUCGAUAAAUAACUGUUAUUUUCCUUCUACAUCGUGGAGAGUUCGUUGAAAGUGCGUGAGGAUUUGGUCCAUAUGUAUCCACCAAAAAGAUGGUCAGUAAAAUCGUGUCCAUCAAAAACAGGGACAUAUUAAACGCUUCAUAGUGUUUGAAACACGCGUGGUGGUUUACUUAAUUGGACGAGCUGCUGUUGUGACGUACACUCCAUCCAAGACCAAAUUUAUUCACACAGGUUGGUGUAUGAUUGUCGGGGCCAUCCAAGUCAUGUGAUGCCCGUUCUCGGAGUGUGGUUGGAAACCCGAGCCCCUUGUUGGGGACGCAUUGAUUUGUUAGGAUUGCCAGCCUCCAUUAAAGUUCAAGCUUUGACAGCUGAUAGCGACAUCCUUGUGACCCACUCGUCAAGGCUCUUGCUUUGACCCUGAGGCCUCGGCAAAGUGGAUUCUUACUUCACGCUAACAUUGGGUCCUGCAAAUAUAGUCUGAUUCAUGCCGAGCCAUACAGACAAUCUGCAUUGAUUCAUCUGCCGGACAUAUCACCAAUUCAUUAGCGCUGUUGUGACAUCUCCAACUCCACCCCCCACCCCCAUCCAAAAAGACUCCAUCAGCGGUUUUAAUUAAAACAAACCAGGAAAAAAAAGUUAAUAGAAACACUACAUUCAAGGACAAGAGCGCUAUUGAGCGGCAAGCUAAUAGAAGUCACAGAUGACGGCUCAUGCUGGAGUGCAUACGUCAGUCGGGGUUGGAGGCUCCGCAUCGGAAGAUCAAUGGCUGGGAAACGGAGACCGGUCACAUUAAUGGCGCGCAUCAUCUCAAAGGGCUCUUUCCCUCUCAGGAAGCUUCACAACACAAACUGAGGAGAACCAGAGAAUAUAUAUGACUAGAAACGUCCCGCAGAAAUUUGGUAUGGGCCUGCUGAUUCCUCCAAAUCCGAAAGCUGCAUUUGUGAAGACUUCAUGGGCCAGGCUGCUGCUCUGCUGUGGAACAAAGAAAACGAGCAUCUAACAAAGAGCCAUAACACGCAGCACCACAAUGGGAGUCUAAAUCAGACAGAAAUCAGAUGAUCUUAUUUUUUUUUACCCCAAGAUUCAGAACUCCUGGACUGUAGUCACAGGUUUUGCUUAUUGGCUUGUGAGGAUAAUUUGAUUCUCGGUGCGCCGUCUUAACAACAGUUGGAAAAAAAAUGUCCUUUACCCGAGGCAUCCAGUCUGGUGCGUUGAUGCCGGCAGGGAGGUCGUUAAUUUCGUCCUCAACGCCUCCCAACUGAGUCCCCAUGUCGCACUAGCAGCCUUCCCAGCACAGCCGGGGCCCCCUCAGAGUUGCACCUCCCUUCCUCCGCCUCCUCUUCCUCUCACCUGGCUGCGCCAUGACGUCUUCAGAUAGUGACGAGACCGGCAGCGAUCACUCCGAAUCUCUGGAGAUCCUCCAGCUCCAGGACCAGUACCUGGACUCUGAAAGCUGCUUCAAGUCCAAAAGCUUACCCAUCCUGAACGCGCCGUGCCAGAAUCACUGCAAGGAAGCCGCGUUGCUUGACGCCGCUGCCGUUCAUGUGGAAGAGAACCACGAGCCGUCGCCUAAAACCCCCGAGUCGCCCUCCUCCAGGACAGACUUCUCCCCCUCUGUGUCCAGCAUGGUGGGCCUCAGCAGCUCCCUACCUGUGGACCCCGACAGGCCGGAUGGGGGUCAGAAGGUCGGCUUCUCCCUCUCUCGCCUUAUCCGCAUCCCGGCCAGGAAGUACGUGCGCGUUAUCCUCAGAGACUCGCGCUGCUUCCUGUUCUGCAUGUGCUACCUAACGUUCAUCCAGUCCCUGAUGGUUUCGGGCUACCUGAGCAGCGUCAUCACCACCAUCGAGAAGCGCUACAGCCUGCGCAGCUCCGAGUCGGGCCUGCUGGUCAGCUGCUUCGACAUCGGCAGCUUGCUGGUGGUGGUCUUCAUCUCGUAUUUCGGCGGCCGGGGCCAGAGGCCGCGCUGGCUGGCCGUCGGCGCCGUGGUCAUCGCCGCCGGGGCGGCGCUGUUCUCCCUGCCCCACUUCAUCUCGCCGCCAUACCAGAUCCAGGAGAUGAACGCGUCGGUGGGCCAAGAGGGUCUCUGCCUCGGCGGCAACGGCAGCGAGCGGGAGGUGGCGGACGCGGCGUCGUGCCACCGUGACCACGAAGGCAACGAACACAACCUCUACGUGGCGCUGUUCAUCUGCGCCCAGAUCCUGGUGGGCAUGGGGUCCACGCCCAUCUACACCCUCGGGCCCACCUAUCUGGAUGAUAACGUGAAGAAGGAGAAUGCGUCUCUCUACCUGGCCGUCAUGUACGUGAUGGGUGCCUUGGGUCCGGCAGCCGGUUACCUGCUGGGAGGCGUCCUCAUCGGCUUCUACGUGGACCCCGAAACCGUGGUCAACAUUGACCAAAGUGACCCUCGCUUUGUGGGCAACUGGUGGAGCGGCUUCUUGCUGUGUGCCGUCGCCAUGCUCCUGGUCAUCUUUCCCAUGUUCGCCUUCCCCAAAAAGCUGCCGCCGCGCCACAAGAGGAGGAAGAAAAAGAUGGGCGCCUCGCCCGCCGCCCUCUCCGGCGACGACGUGAUGAAGGAGAAGUCCGGCGGCAAGGGCCAGAGCAUGUCCUCCUCCAUGGGCUUCGGGAAGGACAUCCGGGACCUCCCCAAGGCGGCGCUGAGGAUCCUCGGCAACAUGACCUUCCUGUUCGUCAGCCUGUCCUACACGGCCGAGUGCGCCAUCGUCACCGCCUUCAUCACCUUCAUCCCGAAGUUCAUCGAGUCCCAGUUUGGCAUCCCCGCCUCCAACGCCAGCAUUUACACGGGUCUGAUCAUCGUGCCCAGCGCGGGCGUGGGCAUCGUGCUGGGUGGCUAUAUCAUCAAGAAGCUGAAGCUGGGCGCCCGUGAGUCGGCCAAGCUGGCCAUGAUCUGCAGCGGCGUGUCGCUGCUCUGCUUCUCCACGCUUUUCAUUGUGGGCUGCGAGAGCAUCAACCUGGGAGGCAUCAACAUACCCUACACCACCGGUCCGACGCUAACGCUGACGCAUCGGAAUCUGACGGGAAGUUGCAACGUCAACUGCGGCUGCCGCAUCCAUGAGUACGCGCCCGUGUGCGGCUCGGACGGCAUCACCUACUUCAACCCCUGCCUGGCUGGAUGCAGCGCCGUCGGCAACGACAGCAGCGGGAUGAGGAACUACACUGAGUGCGGCUGCGUGCAGAGCCGUCAGGUGAUCACGCCGCAGUCGGGCGGCGGCCCCGUCAACCAGCUCCAGCUGGUCAUCGUCAAGACGUACCUGAACGAGAACGGCUUUGCCACGUCGGGGAAGUGCGACCGCACGUGCGGCACCCUCAUCCCCUUCCUCGUCUUCCUCUUCAUCGUCACCCUCAUCACCGCCUGCGCGCAGCCCUCCGCCAUCAUCGUCACGCUCAGGUCGGUGGAUGAACAAGAGAGGCCUUUUGCUCUCGGCAUGCAGUUUGUCCUUCUCAGAACUCUGGCGUACAUCCCGACGCCAAUCUACUUCGGCGCGGUGAUCGACACCACCUGCAUGCUGUGGCAGCAGGACUGCGGCGUGCACGGCUCGUGCUGGGAGUACGACGUCACCGCCUUCCGCUUCGUCUACUUCGGCCUGGCCGCCAGCCUCAAGUUCGUGGGCUUCGUCUUCAUCUUCCUCACGUGGUACUCCAUCAAGCACAAGGAGGAACGCUGGCGCCCCGGCCCCCACCCNCCGUCGCCGCCGCCGUUGCUCCUGGGCACCGUCAGCGAGCUGGUCGGCCACCCCGGAGGAGCUCGCAAGAGCCACGCGCGCACGCGCUCCUGCCCGGUCUUCAUCCCGCCGGCGCGCCCCGAGGCCCCCGCCGCCGCCGCCACGCUGCUGCUCUGCCACGGCAGCCUCAAAGCAAUAACGCCCAGAGGCUCCGGGCUCGUAUGACCCUUCACGAACAAAAACGCCACUCACCCUCCUCUUCAAGGGCUGAUUGACAACGCCGCCGUCAUGGUGCUAACUCAUUUCCCACUCAAAAGCACAAACUGUGUUCUAUGCAAGAUUGCCGACUCUGUCUUCAGCUCCAACAACUCGACUGUCUGUCCCAAAGAUGUGAGCCGGAAAUCAUUCACGAUGCGCGCCAGAAUUGUGAUGGUGAUGAUUCAUGAUUGUAUUCUGUACAUAGGGCAGCAGGAUGUUCAAACGGUCCUUGAGCCAAGAACACCUACUGUAUAGUUACUUCAAGUCACUUGUGAUAUUUUGGAAAUGACAACACAAUGCGUGACCCAAAACUUUCCUCCUUUUGCCGAAUCGUGAGCGACUGAUCAACGACAAGGCUGUUUUAUGCCACUCCCACUCGCCGUUUACUGCCAAACUAAAACAUAAUUACAGCUUGUGUAUUUAAAACAAUCAGAAAUGUUGCCUUACUUCGGUAAAUUCACUUAGCUAAAUGCUAACGUCAAUGCAAAACACCCGAACAUUGAACAGCUGGUUCGUUUGUGUGCAGGAUUGCGGUUGUACGCUGCCCCCCAGUGGUCAAGGUGGGCACACCUGAAGGAGCGGAACAACAAAUUAAAUUGCACCAUUUUAUUCUGAUCACGUAUUUACAUUAAGUACACUAUUAGAGGGUGAUAUUUUCCUUUAUUUAAAACACCCCCCCUUUUUUUUUUAUUUUGAGUUUUGAACAUGGUCACAGAACAUUUUGUAUUUCAAGGCACCACUGCACAAACAUUGCCCCAACCGGAUAGACCUUUUGGGUUACUUUGUGAUGAGCGCAUCUGCCUCACAGGUUCUGGGUUCAAAUCGCUUCUCGGGCUAGCCACUCGCUAGUGAGCCAUCGAUUGGCUUGCCGCCACACGCGUCAUCAAGUUUAUUACUUCGAAAAAUUUCUCUGAACACGAAGCUGAAUGGCAAAAUUCCCAACCGGUGUUUUGAUCCAUGUCCACCUUUCUGCCCCUCUGUGACUCUUCCAGUCGCUUUCCAUCUCUGUUGCAACCUGCUCAUGACGACACUUUGUAACUGAUGUAAAACUAAUAAUAAUAAUUUUCAUUGGAACUGAGUGAAAUUGGAUAAUAUCCCAGCACAUUGGUUGAGAAUCACUGGAUUAGAAAACAAACAAAAAUGGCAUGUCUACUACUCAUCAUCCCCUAAAAAUGUGAAAAAAAAUCGAUCACCAUAAUACGGACAUAUUGUAUAUAAGCAUAAUGUUAAACACACAUUUACUAAACAUUAAACAAAAAAAAUGCAUUUUAUUACAAUUAGAUGAGCUCAAGUUUAUACACACACACACACGUGUCUAUAUGUGCGUUAAUUCCACCCUGGCGUGACUUAAACUGUACCUCAAACGUGAUCAUCCUGUAAAUAUUGACGAUUGUAACAAUUAUUGAUAAAUGCAAAUAGUGUAGCGUGUAGAUGACAAGUACUUAUAAACUGUCAUUCAAAGACAGAAAUACAAACUGGAGUUGUCUUUGGCAGUGCCUGAACCGUGCUGUUAAAUUCAGCAGACAGGGACUACCCACAAUGCACUUCUCUCUCCUCUCAGUGAUAACCGGCCUUUAAAAAAGAAAAAAAAGUUUUUGUUACACUUUUGCAAAAACAUGACCAACAACAGGAGCUUGGACCUCAUGAUGAUUAUCACAAGUGUGAAUUAUUGUAAUAAUUCCCCGCUGGGAAAAAAAA